Messenger RNA from Cavia porcellus (domestic guinea pig), 12463 nucleotides. Its product is annotated as BH3-interacting domain death agonist-like. The transcript is spliced from 3 exons. The record is from RefSeq and is a predicted model, not a curated record. Lineage: Eukaryota; Metazoa; Chordata; Mammalia; Rodentia; Caviidae. Gene Ontology annotation, cellular component: cytoplasm; cytosol; mitochondrion. The coding region runs from base 11005 to 11553 and encodes 182 amino acids. Gene Ontology annotation, biological process: positive regulation of extrinsic apoptotic signaling pathway; positive regulation of intrinsic apoptotic signaling pathway; positive regulation of release of cytochrome c from mitochondria.
GGAAUAGAGGAAGUGGGAUAUUUGACUCUAAGUCGUGCAUCAGUAGGUUCACUAUUGCUUAGUAGGGAGGCAGGCUGGUUGUUUGGUUUCACAGCGUCCUAAGUUCCAACAUGGUGCAGAUCUCAGGAGAUGCUGCUGGUUCUCCCCCUGGAAGGGCUUGCAGUCUGCCACACCGCCACCGCUUACCAGGGAGGGGAGGUGCUUGCUUGGCUUGCCAGAAACACUCCAUUUUUUAAUUGCCAAAUACUGUGCUAACACAAGAAUACACUUAACAUAUAUGUACAGUUUAAAAACAAAAAUGAAUAUACUCACCUAUUCAGUUUUUUUUUUGUUUUGUUUUUUUGUUUUUUUUCUUUUUGAGACAAGGUCUAUCUGUGUAGCUCAGGCUGAACUUGAACCCACUAUGUAGCCCAGGCUGGCCCAAACCCCCACAUCCAGCCUCCAGCUAUUUUAAAAGUCGAUUUAAGGCCAGACCUGGUGGUAUACACCUGUAAUCCCAGCACUCAAAAGGCUGAGGCAGGAAGAUCAUUGCAAGUUCAAGGUCAGUUUGGGAUACAACGUGAGUUCAAGACCAGCCUGAACUAUACAGCAAGACUUUGUCUUAAAUUUUUUUUCCUUUUAAUUGGUGCCUUUGAAGCCUUCUGUGUGUCCCUCCUCAGUGGCCUUCUAAAAGAAAUCACUGUUCUGAAUUUGACUUAAUCCUGUUCUCCUUUUUCUUUAAAAGUUUGGAAUUUGAGGCCUCAAACUUGCUGUGUAGCCUGCGCUCGCCUCAAUCUUGAGAUCCUCCAGCUCAGCCUCCUGAGAGCAGAUAUCACAGGCAUGCACAACCAUGCCUGGCUACAGUUUUAUCCCUUAGGUAUUUCUUCCUACACAAUGCAUUUCAGUUUGGGAGGGAUUUUUGCAUUGUAUAGAAAUGAAAUCACUGAAUACACAUCUUUUUUCUUUUUGGUACCAGGGAUCUAACUCACAAGCUUGUGCUUGCCAGACAGGCACUUGUGCCUCUGAGCUAAACCCCCAGCUACACACAUUUUUUGUAAUUUUUGUACUCAGAGGGCAGGAUUUAAGACCUACCCACUGCAGUGUGCUGGGGUGGCUUCACCUACUUUCAUUGAUGAACUAUGUGACUGCAUGAUACUGUGCUCCAUAUCCUCCUGGCUUCAAUCAUUUUAUUUUAUUUUAUCUUUUAUUUUUAUUUUUUGUUUUUUUUUGUACCAGAGAGUGAACACAUGACCUUGCAUUUGCCUGGCACAGUGAACUGAUGGCAAGCGCUGUGCCACUCAGCUGUUUCUAGCCCAGCAAUCAUUUUAUGUUUCCUGGUUUUUUCUGCACAGACGGCGCUGGCCUUUCUUGGACCUGUUUCCUUCAGAGAGAAAAGGAUAAAGUACAGCCCCACAGCUGCCAAGUAAACUGCUUUGGGAGGCCCGUUGUCAUGGCUCAAGGCCAGCAGCUGAUGACGGAGGGACGCCAGCUUCGACCUCUAGGGGGAGGUCGGGGGCAACAGAGGCCAAAGAGAGAUGGUGAUGGUCAGGGCCACGCUCCUGGCUGAGGACCCUGCUGUGUGGCAUGAGCCACAGGCAGGAAAAGCACAGGAGGAUCCGGAAUUCUGUCUUUGCCACAGAGGCCUCCUAUAUCCUAAAAGUGUGGGAAAUAUGGUCCCAGACAGGAGAAAGCACAUUUGAUGACAGAGUACUUGAAGAAAGAAAUUGAUUUAAGGUUGGGGAUUUAGCUCAGUGACCUAAGUACCCACCUGGCAAGUGUGAGGAGAUGAGUUUGAUCCCUGGUACCACUACCAAAAAAAAAGUUGAUUUAGAAUUGUUUCAUCCUUUUUUUCUUUUUUGGUACUGAGAAUUGAACUCAGGGCCUUGCACUUACUAGGAAGCACUGUGCUGCUGUUAUACUCCCAGCCUCAUCUUUCUCUAAUCUACUUUUGAGCAAAUAGCUUGUUUCUUUCACAGAUGAGCAAUGAUCAAAUGACAUGCAUGAUUAGUGCUGAUUCCAGUUAAGCAGUGAGGUUCAUAUCUGGUUUCACCCAAAAGCCUCCUAAAAGACAGUGAAGAACCAGCCAAGGUGAUCUGGUCCGUUGGUCCCAGCACUCUGGAAACAGCCUGGGCAUCACUUGAACCAUAGAGUUUGAGAGCGGCCUGGACAAGGCAGCAAGACUCUGUCUUAAAAAAUUAAAAAUCAAUUGCUCAACUAUUUCGAAGAAAAGAGACGUUAUGGUAGCUACUGUUGAUGCCUGGUUGUUCUGUUGUGAAGUGCUGUGUUGCUUGCACUGUUCUGUUAUGAUUUGCUUUGUUCUGUUCUCUUUUAUUUUAUUCUCUUUAAAAUUAAAAAUUAAAAAUCAAAUAAAAGAACCAGUUUGAUCACAACAGUAAGUGACAGGAAAUAGAAAUGUCCUUGAGUAUCACAUGUUCAAGGACAGUGUGGGCCACUCGGUGAGAACUCCUCACAUAUUAAAAGUUGAGAAAAGAGCUGAGGAUGUAGCUCAGCACUCACUGUGUUUAAUCCCCAGAGCUGCAAGGGGAAAAAAUGGAAUUUACAACAGGAAGACAGCAGAUCACAAAAUGUACCAAAUAACUGUAUUUUGUAGAGAAAAAAAGCAUGUGUCUCUUCAUUUGGAAGAAUAAGCCACAAGCACGGUAACCAUGAGAUAAAACAAAACAAAGCUGAACAACGAAAUUGCCAACACCCUUCCCUCACUCUGCUCCUAGAUCAUAAGUGGCCUCCAUCCCAGAAAAAUUAAGACAGAACAUGAAGCAGAUGUAAACCAUACAUUACAAAAGGGAUUACUUCAGGAAACAGAGUCCAACAAAUAGUAUUCCAUGAUUUCAAAGGCUGUGUAGGAUACAAAAUAUGAAAUUCUUUGUGUUUCUAAAGGAGAAAACACAAUGAAUAGAAGAGAAAAACAAAUACAGGAAAAAAAAAACCUUUCCUGAAAUAAAGGUUCACAUCUAUAGACUAAAAAAAUAGAGAAUAUCUCAGGGGGAAAAAAACUGAUACUGAUUGAAGAUGGCAAAGAUUGCUCACUCAUUUUUGCCCAGUGUCCAUUCAUUCUAUCUUCUUCCAUAAUAGAGGAAUACUUCCCAGCAUCCCUUGCAGUUAGGUGAUGUCAUGUGCCAAAGCUCCAAUCUGUGGGAUAUAAGCUACAGAUUAAUAUUAUAAGUGUCGUGGCCCAAGCCUGUAAUUCCAGCACUUGGGAGGCUGAGGCAGAAGGAUCAUUGCAAGUCUGAGACCAGCCUGAGCUACAAAGUGGGCUUAAAGCCAGCCUGAACUGAGAGCGAGAUCCUGUCAAGAAAAAAAAUUAAAAAAAAAAAUAAGUGUCUUCUGGGUAUAUCCUUAAAAAUGUGAAGAAUGUGCUUUUUCCUUUUGCUUUACUCCUCCCUGCUAGCUAGAAUGGCAUUCUGGUUCAUGUAACAAGGCUGACAUUCUAGAGAUUGUAAAGCAAUGACCCAAAAGAGCUUGAACUCCAGAUGGUUUCAUUAUAAGGUUGCUGCUACCUCAGUUUAUAGCAUUACAUGAGAAACAAAUACAUUUCUUUUUUGAGACAGGGUUUUCCUAUGUAGUUCAGGCUGGUCUUGAACCCCACCCAGGCUGGCUUCAAACUCACAGUGAUCCUCCUUCCUCAGCCGCCAGAGGGCUGGGAUUACAAGAAAACAAAAAGUUUUAUUCUAUUUUCUUGCUUAUUUGUUGAUACAAGGGCUUACUAUGUAGUCCAGGCUGGCCUUGAACUCACUAUGUAACCUAGGUUGGCCUCAAAAUCCAGCAGUCCUCCUGCCUCAGCCUGUGAGUAUUGGAAUUACAAAUGUAUACCACCAGGCCUGGCCAUUUCUUUUUUUUUUUGUCUUUUUCAUUUUUUUACCAGUACCAGGGAUCGAACUCAAGACCUCCUGCUUGCAAGGGCCAUUUCUAUCAUUUAAACCCACUGUUAUUUUGGGUUUCUGUCUGAAUUUAUAUUCCUAAGUAAUAUGAUGUUAAUGUAUAUAUUGAUGCAGUUGCUGAAUUUCAGAGAUACAGAAUCUUGGGUGUGUCUAAUUAAAAGAAGGAAGUCAUGUGUAGGGAGGAAGCGUCAGCCUUGAACUUUCCCAGAAGUGACAUCUAAAUCAGAGGACAGCAAGGCCUUUGCUGUGAGUUUGAGGCAAGCCUGGGCUACUUAACAAGCCCCUAUCUCACAGAAACAAAACAAAACAAAAAAGAAGACAAAGAAGCCGUAUCUACCAAGACCUGAGAGAAAGGAUAACCCAAGGCAUUUCAACCAACUUUUUAAAAAUAUAAAGAUGCUCAUUGUGAAGCAUGUAAGAACUCAUGAGACUAAUAUGAAAAAGAUUUACUUGCAAGUGAAAUCUCACCAAUAAAAAGAAAUGGGUAUGUUGGAGAAUUCAAGAGAUCAGAGAGACCAAUGGGAAAACAGGACGGUUUUAUUAGUUGUACACCUGGCUCAGAGAGGACUUCUGUCCAAAAUGGCUGAGUGCUGGACAAAGGACAGACUCCAGUUUUUAUACAUUUGGUCAAGGGGGUUGGUCUUUGGCACAGAAUUUAUAGACAGGUAGAAGGAGACAAAAGCAUUUUGUGAAACUGUAACAGUUUUGUAUCUUGAUGGCCCUGCAUGGACAUAAUAGAUUAUAAGUUUUUAUAUAAAGGGACAAGUCCCUGCUCUUAUCUAUAUUAGAACAAAGAACAAUAGCUGUAGGGCAGGGGAAGUUUGGGAAACUUGACUUUCUUUUUAGGUCCUGCUUCAUUCUCCUCCUUUGAAGCUCUCUAUAAACGAGUUUUAAUAGAGACCAUCACUAUUAUUAUCAUUUGUUCCAUGAUGGGGAGUUGGCUCCCUUUUGAGUAGAGGGAGAACAAUAGCAAAAACGAAAAGAGACUUAUGCUGUUGUUAUAAUUCUGUGUUGAUCCUCAAGCUUUUGCUGUGCAUGGACUUGUCAGCUUCCAGAGUAACCAGAGGAGGGCUGUCAUUUCCUCAAGCUUCAGCUGUGCGUAGACUGGUCGGCUUCUGGGGUGCCUAGAGCAGGGCUGUUGCUCUCACUGGCAGCUUGGUCUCACCAUCCAAUUAGCCAGUUUGGGUGGUUUGGACCCUGUUGGCUGUUGGUCCACCUGUCUUAGGUCACCAGUUUCAGUUGACAGUGGUGGAUCCAAGGUGUAAUUUCUGCAACUUUAACAGCAGUGGGGGCAGACAAGAUUAUAGUAAGGGUUCCAUCCCAUAUGGGUCCCAAAGUGGCUGGGUUCAAUUUUUUGACCCAGAAUCCUCAAUUUUGUAGGGCUGUAUUGGUUCUGCCAGAUUCAUGGGCAUCCUCUCUUGUACCUAGCCAUAGAUGUUUUACAAGACUAUCCCUAAAGCUUGCAUCUGUUAACUUAGGACCACUCUUCUAGUUUACUGAGGUUACCCUUACUUUGAUGUAUGAUAGGGGUUUCCAUUGGAACAGAACUUCAUAAGGGGAAUAUCCAGUUUGUUUGGUGGGAGUGCACCAGAGUUGGAGAAGGACCAUGGAUAGGCCUUGAUCCCAUCUCGAGUGGGUUUCUUGGCAGUAUUUUUUUAGCAGUUGUUUGAAUGCACACUUCAUAUGCUCCAUCUUUCCUGAGCUCUGGAGCCAAUAGACCAGGUGUAGUUUUCAUUUUAUUUUUAACAUCUGUGUGAGCUCCUGGACUAUCUCAGUCAUGAAUGCCAGCUCCAUUGUCUGACCCCAAGGUCAGGGUAGUCCGAAUCUUGGGAUGAUGUCUCUUAACGGCAUCUUGAUCACUCCUUAUGCCAGAUGGGGAGGACUCAUCCUGAAAAGGUGUACACAAACACCAGCGUAGAGUGACAGACUGCCACUCAAGGCAGUUCAGUAGUAUUCACAAGCAAGUUUUUACAUGGGGUAGCACCUACUUCCUGUAUUCCCAAGGGCUGAGUGGGUCCUUUUCUUGGGUGGUUUUGGGCACAAACAGUUUGUGUGAGGGGCAGUGAGUUGAGAUACAUAGAAAUGGCAGCCUAACAGCAUCUCUUUUUUCCCUCACAGCACCUUUUGUGCCAUUUUCCCCAUAUGAGACCCUUGAUGGAAUUGUCUUGCAAACCUGGGAGAUGACUAGUAUCCCAUCAGGGAAUUUUUUUUUUUUUUGUCUUUUUUCCUUUUUAUCGGUACCAGGGAUCGAACUCACGACUGCCUGCUUGCAAGGCAGGCGCUUAUGCCGCUGAGCUAAAUCCCCAGCCCCUCAGCAGGGAAUUUUUAAUCAUUCUCCCUUGUCAUAAUUUCCAGAUUCUUGAACAAGCCAUGUCUUUUUAUUUGGGAAGUGGUAUCCUAUCUGUUGGAUACUAUCUAGCACUCCUACUUUCAUCUGUGAAAUAUUUAAUAUCUGGGUCUCUAAGAGGCCAAUCCUUGAGAUCUCUCUGGCUCAACAGUACUUCAUCCAUGAUUUCCACAUGUUUAUGAAGGGGAGCUCCCAAUCCAACUGGAAGCCAGGUAACUGUUUCUACAGUUAUACGAGGAUUUUCACAUAGAAGCUCCUGAGGUCUAAUCAUUCUGGGGUUUGACAAUAAACAGUGCCCCUUUGGUCUAUUAAUGUUACAACUGAGUGUGGUAUUUGAGAAGCCAAUUGUUGUCCCUGAGUUAGCUUGUCUGCCUCUUGUGUCAGCAGGGCAGUGAAAGCACGUUCCUAGAAGCACGAAGGCCAUUCUUGGACACAGAUCUCAUUGUUCUAACAAGUAUGCCACUGAGCAGUGCCAGGAGCCCAUGACCUGGGUGAAGACCACAACGGCCAUUUCCUUUCCUUCAUGGACACAUAUAAGGAAGGCUUGGUUAUAUCUAGCAGUCCUAAGGCUGGGGCCUGUGUCAAGGCUUCUUUGAUUUGUUUAAAUGUUUUCUCUUGGUCAGCUUCUCAGGGGCUCCUUUUGUAGUUUUAUAUCAGUAUUCAGUCAUAAGUGAGAAAUUUAGUAUCCGGAUACAAGAGUCCUGUUGCCCCCAAGAACUCUCUUAGCUGGCAUUGGGUAGGCGAAAUGGGGAGGGCACAGACAGCCUGUUUCCAUUCAGUGCCCAGUUGGUGCUCCUCCUGUGUCAUAUGAAACCUAAACAUCUGACAUUUUGCUGACAAAUUCAUAUCUUUUCUUGGACACCUUAAAUCCAGCCCUCCAAAGUCAAUGAAGGAGGUCUUUAGUUUCCUGAUAACUGUCCACUCAAACUGCCAAAAGGAGGUUACCUACAUAAGACGGGCUGACCGAUUGGUGUGAGGUACAGACAGAAAAAGGCAUCCUUUAAAUCCAAGCAAGUAAACCAAGCAGCACUUGCUGGAAUGAGUCCCAUCAAUGUAUAUGGAUUUGGUGCCACUGAGUGAGUGGUUACAGUAGUCUAAUUUACAGCACACAAAUCCUGUGCUGGUAUAUAUUCAUUAGUUCCAGGUUUAUGUGCUAGCAAGACAGAAAGCCCCAGGAUGACUGGUCAAGUCAAGACACCGUAUUCUAAGAGCCACCUGAAAUGUCCCUGAAUGCCUUACAUGGCUUCCCGGGAGGAAGUAUUGGUGGACUCACUGGAACUGCUCCUGGUGUCAUUAUCACCAGUGUCUUCAGCUGCACUCUGAGAACCUUUGUACCUCAUCUGUGCCCAGCUCUAGUAACUCAUCUGAAUACAAUUUCUAUUCUUCUGUUUGCGUGAUGGUAAGAGUCAGCACCAUGGUCCCUGGCUGAGCCAGACUUAAAGUCAUAUUUCCCGGUGGUUCAAGGAUAAUUUGAGCCUGUACUUUUUGGAGCAGAUCUCUUCCCAGCAGGAAGUUUGAAAGAUACAGAAGCUUAUGCUGGACCUCCUGUUCCCCUGUGACACAUCUUUUUGGCCAGAAAAUUGGCCUUUCUUCUGGGACCCCAGUGUCUCCUACAUUAGUCAUGUUUUUCUUGGAUAGCAGCCCAGUAGGUUGAGUCACUGCUGUGUGCUCAGUUCCACUAUUCACCAUAAUGUAUGUCCAUCAUGGGCUCCCAGGGCCUAAGGCAAUGGCGCCUGCUAUUGUCUAACCCUCAUAACUUCCAGUGUCUGCCAGCCCAGCACAGCUAGCAUCUGGGUCCUCCCUGGGGAACAUAGCCUUUUGAAGGUGACCUCCUAGUUUUGAAAUUUUCAUCAUCUGGUAUACAUGCCCAGCUCUUUUUCUGUCCAUCAUCUUUUCAGCCAGCAUUUAAUAUCAAAAGAAGGCCAAAGAGUUUAAAACAGCCUUAGUGGGCCACCCUUUCCCCUCAAUUUGUACAGGUUUCAUCUGCUACUUCCCGAGUCUGACCACUCAGUAUCCCCAGGAAGUGAUCAGUCUCACAUAGACCCAUUAAGUGUGUCUCAUUUACGUAACAAUAAAAUGCUUAUUUAUUUGUUUAUUUAUAAUCAGAUUUAUUGCUACAUUUUAGAUAUACAUGGUGAUCACAUUAAGUGCUGAUUUAAUCAAAGCCAAUAGAUAGUUAUAUUUCAGGAGCUUGUUAAAGACCAAGUCAAACAGAUAGGAGAGCUGAGACUUGAGGACUGCCAGAGAGUCAAGGCCGUAGCUCCCCUAGACCUUCUGAGCAACAGGGAGCUUUUAGGAAUGAUGGCCUGGGCUUCACUAAACUAACAAGCAGACACAUACUUCUUUAGAUAAACUACCUCACAAACUUUUCUUCAGCAUACAUGAGUUUCCAGCUAUGUCAUUAUUUUUCUCUUUAUCUUUCUAGCAGGACAAAAUGUUUUAUCAUACAAAAUCCUUCCACAUCAAAAGUAUCUUUCAUACUUGUGAUUUUUCUUUAUAUAUUUUUCUCCAUCUCACUUACUAUAAACCUUCUGUAACAAAGUUGGCUGUAGUCACUUACAGUGUCCUCUGUCUUAGUCUCUGUCUGUCUGUCUGUCUCUUUUUUUUUGGUUUCAGAUUGCUGCAAUUUAAAUUUGAUUGGCCACCAACAUGUGUCUAAGUAACAUUGAGUGGGGGUUCUUUAUUUUUUUUUGUUAAGUAUUAUGAUUUAUUGUGUAUGUCAAACAGAAUAACAAUAAUAAUCUGUACAGUGUUCUUAUCUUAAUAAUCUGUACAGUGUUCUUACCUUAAAACAACAGAGAGCAAAGACCAACCCUGUAAAUGUAGUUAAAAAGAAUUUAUAAUGCACAAGAAAUGUUUUAAGUGUAUUAAUUAAACAAUUUUUUGCCAUUGCAGAAGAUUCUGAAUAUCGCACUUGUUAACUAAUUUUUUUGAACCCAGGAUAAGGUUGAUUCUCUGAAAUGGAAACUCAAACUCAGCUCCCGCUUCAUCCUGCUAAUCUCAGCAGGCAGAGAUGAGCCUGCACCUUCGCCCCAGCCCAGCCACUGCACCAGCCAGCUGCUUAGAUGGCGCUUUCGGUCCCAGUCCCCAUCAGGGCAGGUUGUUGCCACUGUCUGCCACAACACAUGCGGCUCUUAAGGUUCCUUGGGUGAAGGACCGAGAGAGGAUGAGAAAAUAAAGAGGAGACAAAGCUGGGGCCAGGUGGAGCCCUUAUCCCCUGAGGGGAGGAAAGGAACCGGCCCCUCACUGCAGGGGCGUGCUCCUGCCUUGCACAUGUAGUCAAUUUCCAGCCUCAGAGGCUCCCCACGGCUCUCAAUCUGUUUCACAGGGUGGCUUUUUGUCUCCCCCAAUAGCUUGCCUACAAAUCCCAGUGCACCAAAGCCAAACAGCUCUUCUCACGCUUCCAGCUUCACCUGACACCCAGUGCGCCUGGGCCUCCCUUCUUUAGGGUCUUUUUCAACUUGGGUGUAGGUUUUGUCCUAACUCACUGCAGGCACCCCUGCCUCUCUUGGGAGCCACUCUUGCCAACCCACCUCGCCAGGGAGCUGCUUCCACCAUGGCCACCCUUCUACCUUCAGUUUGAAUGCAGCUUUCAUCUGACUUUCCCUGAGUCUGACUACCCAGUACACCCGGGAGGUGAUCAGUCUCCCUUUCAUUCUAAACAAGUCUUCCCCCUGGGGCCCCAAAACCUUGCUUGGUCCUGCAGUGGUGCCUCCCACAAUCACCCUGGAUCCCCAGACAGGUUCUGCUGCGCUGGCAGGGGAGAGCUCAUCCAGCCCCAGGAAGACUCAGUCCCUGUCCAAGCUGAAGUCUCACCCAGUGACAUCAGAGGUCUCGGGACUCCUGCAGCUCUGGGCCCUCUUGGGCCUUGCAGGCAAAGGAAACAGCAAAUCUGUCAUCUCUGAUCUUGUCACGGUCACCAUCAAUGUUGCAGAAUUCAAGAAAUCAGAGAGAUCAAUGGGGAAACAGGAGGAUUUUAUUAGUUGCAUACCUCACCCACUGGGGACUUCUGUCUAAAAUGGCUGAGCGUUGGAGAAAGCACAGGCUCCAGUGUUUAUACAGUUGGUCAAGGUGUUGGGUCUUUGGCACCGAACUUGGGGAAGGGGCAGGAAGAAGAAAAACAAAGACAGCUCGUCAAGCUGUGACAGUUUUGUAUCUUGGUAGCUCUGCUUGGGCAUAACAGGAUGUUUUGGGAAGGGGAGGUUAUAAACUUUUACAUAAAGGAACAAAAUGUAUUGCUUUUAUCUGUAUUAGAACAAAGAACAAAAGCCAUAGGACAGGGGAAGUUUGGGAAACUUGACUUUCUUCUUUUUCGGUCCUGCUUCAGGGAAAGGAACAAUCAAGGUAGAAGAAUGGUCACAAACACCAGACCCGCGUAGAUUCGGAGCCCACAAGACACAGCGGACUCUGUGGUGGAGGAUUGCUAAGCUUACUCUUGCAAAAAUGAUACAGCCACCAAAUGAGGAGGAGGUUGGAGGAGAAAGGAGAAGGAAUAAAGUGUGUUAUUUCCUCCCGUUCCUUCUCUGGAGGUCAGCAGAUGUGGUCUAAAGCUGAAACACAUUCGUCUGAAAAGUGACUAAGCUCCUUACGUGGCCAGAGGGAAGGCUCUAGAUUCAAUCUUCUGCCUGAGGAGAGGCGUCUCUCCUAGCAGCAGUUCCUGGAGGCUGUCUUUACUCCAGCAUGGCUUAGGGCAUCUUUGUCAAAACUGAGGGCCCCUGAGCUGCCCACCUAGGACAUAUGUGAGCCUGGAGAGCUCGAGUGACCUGCGUUGCCAGCACCAUGGACGCGGUGAGGAAAGAGCAAAUCACAAACCUGCUGCUGUUUGGCUUCCUCCAAAGCUCCAGCGACCCUAAUUUCAGUCAAGAGCUGGAGGCACUGGGCCGGGAACUGCGGGUGCAAGGUUCCAAGCAGGGGGCCAGUGAGGAAGAGCUGGAGAUAGAUGGGCCCGCCCAGUCCUGCAUGGAGAGCUCCGAGAAGGAAGAAACCCUUCUGCAUAUGGGCAUGACACUCGCCCUUCGUGGGGGGCACAUGGAGAGCAAGCUCGACCCCAGCCUGGUGGGCCGCCUGGCCGAGCAGAUCUUGGACCCGAGUCUGUCGGACGAGGACAGGACACACUGCAUGGCGGCCACGCUGCAGGAGGCGCUACGGGCCUUCCCUGAAGACGCGCACAGCGAUCAGACCAUGCUGACACUGACCAUGCUGAUGGCCAAAAAGGUGGCUCGGCAGAGGAUGGGCCUGCUGCCCCGCAUCUUUAACAUAGUAGGGAGAUUUAUUGUCAGGAACUUAUUCUCCUGUGUGAAGGACUUAGUCGACAGUGAGAUGGCCUGAACGGAUGGCCUUGCAGAAGCUUGUCUGGCCAAAGCUUCUCUUGGUGACUGGCGCAAGCUCCCCACAGGAGAAGCCGCGAUGGCUGGGUACAUGGCCGGCUUACAGGGAACCUGGACAGCAGCCUCUCCCUCUCUUCAAGGCCCUGGUGUGAGCUGGCUACUCAGAAAAGUCUCCACUGAUGUACUUGGAUAAAGUAAUGACAAUGUGCAGAUGUUUAAAUAGGUUUCGUGUCUUCCUCUGCACCUUGAGCCUCUCUUAUUUCAACUUACUCCAACCUACCUUUACAUUGAUGCGAACCUUUUUCGACUUGAUUUCCCUUUAUCUGAGUCAGGGUCACAGGCAGUUGAAAGUGUGAGGCUGACACAAAGGCCCAGGUCAACCGCUGUUUCCGGUAUCAUCACUUGGAUGGACCUUUGCUGUCUCCCAGAAAUGCUGGCUUUGAGAACGGCUGGAAGCGGGUGGUGGCCAGCAGCUCCCCCGGAAGUCCUGUCACCACCUUCCAUCUUCAGGUGUCCUCCAGGGGCCUCAGCUACUCUGUGCCCGGAAGCCACAUCUGAAGAGAACAGGCUUCCUGCUUCGAGGAUGAAAACGCUCUUACACUUAAAAUCCGGUUGCUAAAGUGAUCCCUUUCCCAGGGACACCAGCUCAAAACAUGGACAGAUCCAACUCGCUUGGGAAAGACCUUUGCCACCAAAAGCAAGACUUUAGUGUGGAAACGGCACGGCCCUGGCCUUGGACCCCACCUGGGAGUCACUCCUAGGAUCCGGUUUGCAAGCAUGGGUGCUGAGUCCCUGUCACAUGAGUCACCUCUUGCUGUAAGCCUUGUGACUGUGAGUAGGAUGCCUGGGGGCAGCUUGUGAACAAGAGCAACCAAGUUCUAAUAAAUAACAUCUUGUUACCUAAAAACGAA